Messenger RNA from Rosa chinensis, 1034 nucleotides. RefSeq lists its product as uncharacterized. The record is from RefSeq and is a predicted model, not a curated record. The coding region runs from base 47 to 811 and encodes 254 amino acids. Gene Ontology annotation, cellular component: membrane. The transcript is spliced from 8 exons. NCBI's taxonomy places the organism in Eukaryota, Viridiplantae, Streptophyta, Magnoliopsida, Rosales, Rosaceae.
UCUGCCUAAUACUUUGAGCGAGAGGCGAAGCAAAGGCAAACGAAGAAUGUUUAAGCCUAAAUCCCUUAACGGGUUGAGAUCUCUAUGGCACCUCAACCAUUCCUCAUCUGCCAGCUCUUGGUUUUCCCAGUUCUCUCCGUCGUCGUCUUCGUUUGCUCGAUCGGACAGUUUCCAGACCGUUCGAAAUUACGCCAGCAGUGUCGAUGACAGAAAUCAUAUCACUCCAGGGACUCGUCGAGUUCUGGUGCCUCCCAGGCAGGCUGUUGUCAUUAAGCGGUGGUUUGGAAUGUACUCCAAGACCCUAUUAUCUGGAGAAUAUUUCUUAAUUCCGUAUUUUGAUAAAAUUGCUUCUGUGCAUUGCUUGAAACCCAAGACCAUAAAUCUUCUGGCCCAGAAAGCUAUCACCAAAAACAAUGUGGGCCUUACUGUUACUAGCCAGUUAACUCUCAAGAUUUUGGAGCCUAUGUUAGCUACUUAUGCGGUCGACAAUCCCAUUGAUAAGGCUAUUGGUCUUGCUCAGAGUACCCAGUCUAAUGCAAUUGGUGACCUCACUCUUGAACAGAUAAUGGAGGAUCAGCAAAGCCUCAAUCAACACAUAUUGUCAUUUCUCAACGACAGGAUCUGUAGAUGGGGCUUGUCUUGUGAGGCGUUUGAGAUAAAUGACAUAGCAGUUCCACAUGAGGUGAAGAAAGCUAUUGAGGACUUUAAGGCAGCCAAAGCAAAGAGAGCUGCCAUACUGGAGUCAGUUGCUGACUUCUUCUCCAAGGCUACUAAGGAAGCUGGUGGGAGAAGAGGUUCUGCAUCAAGGUAAACGAAGAACUUGCAGAUGUGAGGUAGAGAGCUAGUUAAUGUUUAUUUGCUGGAUCAGAUGACCCAAGUUCUUUGAAGAAUCAGCACCAUUAUCAAUCUCACAUGUUUAGAGGCCAAUACGAUAAAUUUGCUUCAUUAGUUCAUCUGUGUUGGCAUGUAAUCUUGUUACCUUUAGUGACCCUCAUGUAUGUGUGAAAUCCCUUGGGGAUUUUUCUUGUAUUAAU